Molecule: messenger RNA, 681 nt
Organism: Trachymyrmex cornetzi
Lineage: Eukaryota; Metazoa; Arthropoda; Insecta; Hymenoptera; Formicidae
Product: putative nuclease HARBI1
Exons: 2
Coding region: 186-515 (109 amino acids)
Source: RefSeq, a predicted model, not a curated record
ACCAACGUUUCCAUUGGUACACCAGGAUCUCGUAAUGAUUGUCGUGUUUUGAAAUAUUCAACUUUCUACAAAAAAGUAACCUAGGAAGGACCCGAGAGCUUAUUUUACAAUCCUCACAAUCAUCUUGUUGGUGAUAAGGCCUAUCCUAACAGAACUUGGCUCAUGGCACCUUAUAAGUAUGUGCAAUGGACUAUGGAAAUCUUACUCUGACUCAAAGGCGUCAUAACUUUGUCCAUAGUUCAACAAGAACUGUCAUAGAACACGCAUUUGGACUUUUAAAGGGACGAUGGCGAUACCUGCUGAAAUUGAGACUCAAAUGUAUUGACAUGGCUACAAACUUUGUUUUAGCAUGCUGUGUACUUCAUAAUUUCUGUUUCCUACAUAAUGAUGAAGUUAUUCAAAACAUGGUAAAUGAUGAUAGACAGAUGCGACAGCAAGAUUUAAUGGAAUAUCAUGAUGCAGCAAAUGCAGACAUUGCUAUACAGAAGAGAGACCGCAUUGCCAGCUUGUUAUAGCUUGAAAUUUAUUUUUCUUUUAUGUGUUACAGUGGAUAUAAAAUACUCAUAUUUCUUCAUGUAUUGGUGGAGAUGCAGUGGCACUGUCAACUUGAGGACACACUUGGAUAUCAACAGACUCUUGUAUAAGGCGCGUAUGUGGCAGGAAUUGGCGUAUUUCUUUAUU